UUUACAAUCAUUUCUGUACUGUGUGUGUGUGUGUGGCUCCUCCCUCCUUCUCCUCUGCUGAAUAAACCAGCUCAAUCCGGUUUUAAAAGAGAAAGUAAACUCGCUGCGCUGCUUAGUGAAGAGAGGAAUAUAAAGUUGUUCAGGAGAAAAUCACAGUGAGAAACUGAAUUUAAAGCUGUAAUAUGUGAAUGUUAUAAAUCUAGACUUCAUAAAGAAGAAUUCUGGUGUGCUGCUGUGUUUCUCUACAUGUGUGAGCAGCUUUAAAGCUUCAAUCUGUAGGAGGAAACAUGAACUCUAACAUGAAUCUCUCAGAGGAAGAGAACAAAAACAGAAACCAAGAGAAAUCAAAGAAAUCAGAAAGAAGCAGCAGAAAUGAGUUGGACUCCAUAUUUGAGGAGCUGGAGCAGAAGGUCUUCACUCUGUUGAAGAAUGAGCUGCAUAAAUAUAAGAAAAUACUGAGUCCAGAUUACCCAGAAUGCUCUGAGGUGAAGGAUGAGGAGGAUCAAUGUAGUUUCAGAGAGGAGGUGCUGAAGAUCACACUACAUGUCCUCAAGAAGAUGAACCAGACAGAUUUAGCCAACAAACUGCAGACCAAGCUGGUCUCUGUUUAUCAGAAGAACCUCAAAACCAAACUGAUAGAGAAAUAUAGAGAAAUUAAUGAAGGAAUCUCACAGCCUGGAUCAUCAGUUCUCCUUGAUCAGAUCUACACUGAGCUCUACAUCACACAGGGUUCGAGUGGAGACGUCAAUAAUGAACAUGAAGUGAGACAGAUUGAAACGACAUCCAGGAGACCAACAACACAGGAGAAACCCAUCAAAUGUAAGGACCUCUUUAAAGACAUGUCCAUCAGAACUGUGCUGACUAAAGGAGUUGCUGGAAUUGGAAAAACAGUCUCUGUGCAGAAGUUCAUUCUGGACUGGGCUGAAGGAAAAGCCAAUCAGGACGUUCUCUUCAUGUUCCCACUUCCCUUUAGAGAGCUGAAUCUGAUGAAGGAGAAACAUCUCAGUCUGAUGGAGCUUCUUCAUUAUUUUUUCCCAGAAUUUAAUAGAAUAAAACCAAUAAACUGCAACACCUACAAGAUCAUUUUCAUCUUUGAUGGUCUGGAUGAGUGUCGACUUCCUCUAAACUUCCAGAACAAUGAUGAUAUGUGGGAUGUAACAGAAUCAGCCUCAGUGGAUGUGCUGCUGACAAACCUCAUCAAGGGGAACCUGCUUCCCUCUGCUCUCCUCUGGAUCACCUCUCGACCAGCUGCAGCCAAUCAGAUCCCUCCUGAGUGUGUAGCCCAGGUAACAGAGGUACGAGGGUUCAGUAAUCCUCAGAAAGAGGAGUACUUUAGGAAGAGGUUCAGUGAUGAGAACCUGGCCAGUAAAAUCAUCAAACACAUGAAGUCAUCAAGAAGCCUCUACAUCAUGUGUCACAUUCCAGUUUUCUGCUGGAUUUCAGCCUCUGUUCUAGAGAGAAUGCUGGGUGAAGCAGAGGGUGGAGAGAUCCCCAAAACUCUGACUCAAAUGUUCAUUCACUUCCUGAUCUUUCAGAUCAAACACAAGGAACAAAAGUAUCAUGGGAAAUGUGAUCCUGACCCUCAUCAGACCAGAGAGACGAUACUGGCACUGGGAAAACUGGCUUUCCAACAGCUGGGAAAAGGAAACCUGAUCUUCUAUGAAGAAGACUUGAGAGAGUGUGGUAUUGAUGUCAGAGAAGUGUCAGUGUACUCAGGAGUGUGCACCCAGAUCUUCAGAGAGGAGUUUGGGUUACACCUGGGGAAGGUCUUCAGCUUUGUUCAUCUGAGCGUCCAGGAGUUUCUGGCUGCUUUAUUUGCAUUUAUCUGCUUCAUCAGCAAAAAGCCAACAGAACAACAAACCAAUGAUCUGUCUGAUCUGUUCACCAAGUCCAUGUCUGAUUUCCUCAGGAGUGCAGUGGACAAGGCCUUGCAGAGUGAGAAUGGACACCUGGACCUUUUCCUUCGCUUCCUUCUGGGUCUCUCACUGGAGUCCAAUCAGACUCUCUUACGAGACCUACUGACACAGACAGGAAGUAGCUCUCACAGUAAAGAGGAAACUGUGGAGUACAUCAAGGAGAAGAUCAGGAAGGAUCCCUCACCAGAGAAAUCCAUCAAUCUGUUCCACUGUCUGAAUGAACUGAAUGAUCAUUCUCUCGUGCAGGAGGUCCAGACUUACCAGACCAAAAUAGAAUCUUAUAUUAGUUAUGUAUGUUAUGAUACAACAGCUUAUUCUAAACGCUUUGGUUCUGGUUGUCUCAGAGGAACCAGUCUCUCUCCUGCUCAGUGGUCAGCACUGGUGUUUGUGUUGCUGAACUCAGUAGAAGAUCUGGAGGAGUUUAAUUUAAGUAAAUAUUAUGGAUCAGAUGAAUGUCUCCUGAAGCUUCUGCCAGUGGUGAAAGAAUCCAGAAGAGCGGAGUAA
This is a messenger RNA of Trichomycterus rosablanca, 2420 nucleotides long. Its product is annotated as NLR family CARD domain-containing protein 3-like. Gene Ontology annotation, biological process: intracellular signal transduction. Bases 288 to 2420 code for a protein of 710 amino acids. The transcript has 4 exons. The record is from RefSeq and is a predicted model, not a curated record. Lineage: Eukaryota; Metazoa; Chordata; Actinopteri; Siluriformes; Trichomycteridae.